AUUUCAUCUGGCGAUUUAGCCGUUCAUAUGAUCUUUUUGGAGGGUUGCGGAAAUGUCACUUUUUUCAACUUGGUCACGCGUCGCACAGGUGGUGGCUUUGUUUAAAUAGGACAUCUUCUUCACUUGCUUUCGACGUUUUAUUCCCCGUUCCACCCCAUUUUCUGCCUGCAAAAACAAAAAAUUAUCAGUGCAGUCUUUUUGGUUUCUUAUUGCUUUUGUAUAUAAAAAUCUCCCUUGUUUAUUUUUCGUUGUGCCAAAAACGAAGCCCCACUGUCACACCUGUUUGUUGGUUUCAAAAAUUGGUUUUUUCGUAUUUUUGAGUUUCCGCUGUUCAUCAUGUCACGUCUAAUGUCCUGCUCGUCAUCUGUCAAUACGAGAAAACGUACCUUUAGUCCGGUCAUUCUGUUUCAUGAUCAUCAAUUCGUCAGAGACGAAUCAGGUGACCUGGAACAUGUCCACAUUCCUUACAAUGAUCCUCAUUACGAACCGUUUAUUGAAUCUCAUCGUCGACGUAUCAAUCAGAUGCUGGAACACAACGGACGAUUCUGGUCUGAUAUUAUUCUGUGGUCCAGAGAACAUCCUACGACUGAUCAUCCAUCGCCAGUUCCUUCCCUUGCUUCGUCUCCUUCGCCCAUUAUGCUUCCUUCUCCUCCUAAAAGUUCUUCAACUCCGCCUCCCGCUGCUUUAACCACUCGUCGAAGAAGCCGUCUGCGACUAUCCAAGCCAUCGUUAUCAGCCGAUCCAAUGGUGCAUCGUGUACCUUCGCCACCAGCGGCCGUGGACGAUGUCAAACCUGCCGGUGUAAAACGUCGACGUGGUAAUCUUCCCAAAGCGGUCACGGCGGUUUUGCGGGAAUGGCUUUCACAACAUAAGAAACACCCUUAUCCUAGCGAAGAGGAAAAAGCCAAUCUGGCCAGACAAACCAAUCUGACACUGAAUCAAAUCAGCAACUGGUUUAUCAAUGCCAGGAGAAGAAUAUUACAACCCAUGCUGGAACUGGAAGCCGAACGUAAGAGUGAACUCGAUAUUUUGCCUUACGAUGCCCAUCAUUCAGACGAUGGAAUGGACCGACGAUCGAAAAAGCGUGCAGCCCUGGAUGGUUUUUCUCCCGCACGACGAUCGACGGCACGACGAAAAUGAAACACAUGACCGUUCUACCACAUUUUUCUUUUCUUUUCACAACUCUCCUUCCUCUUUGUCGAUUUAUAUAUUCUUGCUUGUAAUGUUUUCUAUUGUUUUAUCGUUUAUCCAUAUUCUUUCGUUUCAACGAUUUUUUUUUAUCUUUCUGAAUCUUUUGUAUCAUAUAUUAUUCUCUUAUUGCUUCUCUUUUUGUUUCUUCUCUCUUGCAGCCCAUUUAUUUGUGGGACCCCAUGAUAGAUCCUAUGCCCUUUAUUAUCUUCACUCUUAUUGUUUCUCGUCAUUUUACGUUAUCAAUCCUUUCUGUUUGAUUUCGCUUUCCUUCUCCUGCCUGGCGCAUCUCGUUGACCUUUUCUUUUAUUUUUGUGUUUACCGAAUAAUAAAAAGAAAAAAGAAAACCAAAAUGAAUCCUAUCAA
This is a messenger RNA of Radiomyces spectabilis, 1554 nucleotides long. RefSeq lists its product as uncharacterized. Gene Ontology annotation, molecular function: DNA-binding transcription factor activity, RNA polymerase II-specific; RNA polymerase II cis-regulatory region sequence-specific DNA binding. The record is from RefSeq and is a predicted model, not a curated record. The coding region runs from base 337 to 1140 and encodes 267 amino acids. Lineage: Eukaryota; Fungi; Mucoromycota; Mucoromycetes; Mucorales; Radiomycetaceae. Gene Ontology annotation, biological process: regulation of transcription by RNA polymerase II. The transcript is spliced from 4 exons.